AUGACAAAGGAUCAAAUAAAGUACUGUGGAGCAAUCAUCAGACACUUAAAAAAGCAUCGAGACGCUGCUCCGUUUCUUCAUCCGGUCGACUAUAUCAGUCUUAAUGUACCAGACUACCCGAAAAUCGUCAAGCACCCAAUGGAUCUCAAUACUGUCGACCGAAAGUUAUCCGGCCAAGAGUACACCGAUGUGGAAGACAUGAUUGCAGACAUCAGACUCGUCUUCUCAAACUGCUACAAGUUCAAUGGUCCCGAAGCAAUGAUUUCAAUGUUGUGUCAGAAUGUCGAGUCUGCGUUUGAAAAGAGUUUGCACGGUAGACCCAAACGAGAAAUCCACCCGCCGCCGUCUAAAGACUACCCAGAAACGAUAACCAAACGGCGAACAAUGAUGAUGAACCCUCGAAAGAAUGAUGUGGAAACAAAGUUCUGCUCACAGACCCUGCGAGAAUUAAAGAAAUCAAAAUACCGAGAUAUCAAUUUCCCUUUCCUUGCUCCGGUAGACAUCGUUGCCCUCAAUAUCCCGGACUACCCCUCGAUUGUCAAAAACCCGAUGGAUCUCUCGACAAUUGAAUCCAAGCUUGCCGAGGGAUUCUAUGAUUCUCCCGAGGCAUUUGAGGCCGACAUCCGCCUCAUGUUUAAAAACUGUUACCUCUACAACCCCCCGGCCGUACCUGUCCAUCGAAUGGGCAGGGAGCUAGAAAAG
Messenger RNA from Phycomyces blakesleeanus NRRL 1555(-), 702 nucleotides. RefSeq lists its product as hypothetical. Gene Ontology annotation, biological process: regulation of DNA-templated transcription; chromatin remodeling. Lineage: Eukaryota; Fungi; Mucoromycota; Mucoromycetes; Mucorales; Phycomycetaceae. Gene Ontology annotation, cellular component: nucleus; chromatin. The annotation marks the transcript as partial. The transcript has 2 exons. The record is from RefSeq and is a predicted model, not a curated record.